This is a messenger RNA of Cebus imitator (Panamanian white-faced capuchin), 1610 nucleotides long. RefSeq names its product RNA pseudouridine synthase domain containing 1 (gene RPUSD1). The record is from RefSeq and is a predicted model, not a curated record. Gene Ontology annotation, biological process: pseudouridine synthesis. Gene Ontology annotation, molecular function: RNA binding; pseudouridine synthase activity. Lineage: Eukaryota; Metazoa; Chordata; Mammalia; Primates; Cebidae. The coding region runs from base 578 to 1129 and encodes 183 amino acids. The transcript has 6 exons.
GGCGCUGCCAGGCGUCCGGAGCGGCGGUUCCAGGAUCCCUGGGUCGGGAGCGCGCGGGCGCAGGGCUGGAGCCGGCCCCGGGCACGGCAUCGGGGGCUUGGACGGCGCGGCCCCGCAGCAGGCCCGCCAUGGAGCCGGGCAGCGUGGAGAACCUGUCCAUCGUGUACCGGAGCCGCGAUUUCCUGGUGGUGAACAAGCACUGGGACCUUCGCAUUGACAGCAAGACGUGGCAGGAGACCCUGACCCUGCAGAAGCAGCUGCGGCACCGCUUCCCGGAGCUGGCCGACCCUGGCACCUGCUAUGGAUUCAGGUUCUGCCACCAGCUGGACUUCUCCACUAGUGGGGCGCUGUGCGUGGCCCUGAACAAGGCAGCCGCCGGCAGCGCAUACAGGUGCUUCAAGGAGCGGCGCGUGACCAAGGCUUACCUGGCACUGGUGGGCUCCCCAGCAGUGGCAGGCUGUUCCGUGAACUGCGUGUGAUCCACCCCACCCUGCAGCUUCGGGGGCACAUCCAAGAGAGCCGGGUGACCAUCAGUCAUGCCAUCGGCAGGAACAGCACAGAAGGCCGGGCCCACACCAUGUGCAUCGAGGGCACGCAGGGUUGUGAGAACCCAAAGCCAAGCCUGACGGAGCUGGUGGUUCUGGAGCACGGGCUGUACGCAGGCGAUCCCGUCUCCAAAGUGCUGCUGAAGCCGCUCACAGGUAGGACGCACCAGCUGCGCGUGCACUGCAGUGCUCUGGGCCACCCCGUGGUGGGCGACCUGACCUACGGAGAGCCCUUGGGCCGGGAGGACCGGCCGUUCCGAAUGAUGCUGCACGCCUUCUACCUUCGCAUUCCCACGGACGGCGAGUGCGUGGAGGCCUGCACGCCCGACCCCUUCCUGCCCUCCCUGGACGCCUGCUGGAGCCCCCACACCCUGCUGCAGCCGCUGGACCAGCUAGUGCAAGCCUUACGGGCCACCCCUGACCCUGACCCUGAGGAUGGGGCCCCUGGGCCAGGUAGCCCCUCUGCACUCCUGCCUGGGCCCGGCCGGCCCCCGCCACCCCCCACCAAGCCCCCUGAGACCGAGACACAGCGAGCCUCCUGCCUGCAGUGGCUGUCGGAGUGGACGUUGGAGCCGGACAGCUGAGAGCCGUGGGGCUGGGGUGAGGGUGGGGGUUGGGCCAGCGAGCAUGUGGUCACCGGCUCUGGGGCCUGGAGGUGCCCAGGAACUCAGGGCCCACUGGGCUGCCCAGGCCAGGCCUGCGGGGAAGGACUGAGGAGGGGCCAGCAGGGGGCACCAGGGAUGCCUGGUUGCCGGCAGAUAGGGCACUGAGACUGCGGGGCUGCUGGGGAAUCCGAGGGCCUCCCUCCGCACGCGCCCCAGGAGAAACCCCAAUCUGCUCCCACCUCCUGGAACAGCUUCCAGCUCCCAAGCUUCACCCCCGAGGUGUCUGUUUUAUGGACUCAAGGUCACUCCCAGGAGAGGAAGUGCCGGGUUUUGGACUAGCCUUUGCCGCCAGGUGGGCCCCUCCUGGGCCCAGCCAGCUGCUGGCCACAACCUACCCACUGGAGGGGCUAGGAAGGGCUGUUCUGGUCUCACCUGGCCUGGGAGACCCUGCGUCCUGAAG